AUGGGGAAGUACCGCGUCCACUGGUGUUAUUUUCCUUUUCGAAAACUCACCCGUAGUUUUAGGAGGUGCUCUCCCUCCAAAAGAACUUUGAUUAUAGCGAUUCUGUGUUUGGUCAACUUGUUGUUUUUGGUUUUAAAAGUUGGGCAUUUAGAGCAACCCCGGAGUAAGGAGGAGCAGAAGCGGCACACCCGCGGCGAGCAUCACUUAGACGGUGAACCACCGGCCACUUCUGACCUGCAAACCCAAGCUAGUUUGGAGGUCCCGACCCUGUUCAAUGUGGUCUACGUAACGCUAAAAUUCAAGCGUCUUAAACCAGUAAAUAUUCGAGGUACAAUUCGACCAAAGCUGAGAAAGAAAGUGAGAACAAAAACAAUCCAUCCAACAAUUACGCAGCGCAAACGAUUCAGCGUGGAACGGGAAACGGGCAAAGGAAACCGCAGCACUGGACUUAAGACAUCGAGGAAAGGGGGAAGUCUUGUGGACUUCUCCUUAAAGUCUUACAACGAUGGAACAGACCCUCGUUUUAGUAGUAUCCGAAUUUACAGCGAAAUGGCACCUCCGUGGUUCAGCGCACAGGACGUGAAAAUCAUGCGCUUUCUUGCGGAUGCCAAAGUUUUGCGCAUAAAAGAAAUCCCUCGUCUGGACGCACCUUCGCUCGUGAUAUUUGAGGGUGCAGACAUGAACCGUCUGGUCAGCCAAAAACACUUGAAUAGAAAUAAUGUAUGUGGAGGCCAGUGCGGAAUUAUCCACUGCUCCGUGGGAAACGCGGAGGUAUUUGCUUUUCAUUUGGAUAGGGUGCUCGGCCUCAGUAGGACAAUACCUGCGGUAAGCAGAAAGUUUGGCUUUUUGAACGAUGGCCAGGCCUGCCAGGUGGUUCUUUGGGAUGCAUCGCUGCACCCCAAAGACCUUGCUGCAGGCCCAACUACUGUGAGGAUGACAUGGAGGGAGUACCAGAACUCACUGACACAGAGGUGUUGGCAAAGAAAUGUCAACCCAAAGUCCAACUCUGGAUGCUCUUCAAUUUACCACAGUGAAUGGAGCAAAUUAGCUCUUUUUGACUUUUUGCUACAGAUUCACAACCGUCUGGAUCCGAGCUGCUGCGGAUUCAGGCCACGGCAGGAGGACAUGUGUGUUCAACCGGGCCGCCAUGAUGUGUGUAAGGACCAGGAAAACAUACAACUGGCAAACAUCGUGCACAGGGAACAUGACCUCAGGCACCUGGUCUUCAUCAACAACAAAGGAUUCUUUGACCACAAUGAGGACAAUCUAGACUUCAGGCUUCUGGAAGGAAUCAAGGAGCUGCCAGAGCAGGCCGUGUCUGUGUUAAGGAAGAGGAAGCUGAGGGAAAAACUUCUCCAGUCGCUCUUUCUGGACCAGAUGUACUGGGAAAGUCAGGGCGGCCGACAGGGCAUCGACAAACUGAUCGAUGUGAUUGAGAAGCGAGCCAACAUCCUCCUCACCUACAUCAAUGCUCAUGGGAUCAAAGUUAUCCCAAUGAAUGAUUGAUUUAUAUUUUACUAAUGAAGGUGAUUUUUAAAUUACAUAAAUCUUAUUUAAAAUAGUAAAAAUCUGCACCUAAAUUUAAGUAAACGUGAAAAAAUAGAGGAAUAAUAAUUUGUUACAGAAGCUUUAAACUUGAUUUGUGUUGUCUUCAUCCUAUUCCAAAAGUACAGGAGUCAGCUUUGUCAGGCAAAAACUCUUAAGAAUGGUAAAAAAAACAACCAUUUGUUAUAUAUUUUUAUGUAGAGUAUCAAAAUAUACAACUGAGUAGCUACAGUGAUCCACAAAGCAAUGAAGAGCUAAAACCCUGUGUACUUAUUUUCCUCACAAAGGCAUCGAAGCAAACAGCAUGGCAAAGUCAUGGCUCAAUUCUGCCAGCAAGGGCAGAAAAAUGAGUACUGUGGAGGAAGAAUGGAAAACAGAAAACAUCAGGGAGCUAAUUUCCAUGAAAGCAAUGGAGAAAUCCCUGGCUUGGGAAUCCUCUUGCACAAUGUUUCACACAGAUCGUUUCACUUUUCUGUUUGCCUUAUUAUCUUGCGUGAUUUUUUACUUCAGUCCAUAACUUUUGCUCAUUGUGAUGUAGUUUCAAUGAAAUUGGAAAAAUAGACAUCAUUUGGGUUCAUUUUUACAGUCAAAGUUUGAUGUUCCUGUAUAAUUUAACAUAAUAUUUCCCUCUAGAAUACAACAAUGUACAUACAUGGAGAAUUUUUCUAUUUUCUCCAUAAAAAUGUAGAGGUUUUUUGUGUGUAAGAUUAUGACUAGCAUGUAACAUUGUCAAAUGAAAUGUGUAAAUAUGCUUUUGGACAAAAAAGCCAUUGUUUUUAAUGAAUUGGAAUUAUGCCUCAUUCAGAGGCCAAAAAGCGAAGCCCACUUCCUCAUCAGUUGUUACAUUUGGAAGGAAUCAACAUGCUUGUUUUUAUUGCUUUCAGUGUGGAUCAUGUUUUUAAUUAUAUAGCCUACAUUUUAGGUUAUUGCUAAAGAAGCUGGGUGAAUUCAAGCAUAUUGAAAAUAGUUGAAGCUUUGAGAAGAAUUAAAUUCCAGUCAGUAGAUGGAUGAGAUUCACAAAGUGUGAACUGCAGCUGGAGUCAGUGCUUAAAGAACCAACAAGCUGUAUGGAGAACAUGGUCUACAACUGUCACAUUUGUCUUAAGCCACUCCUGAGCCUAAAAGAACUACAAGAAACAACACAAGUGUCUUAUUUAAACUAAGGAGAAAAAAAGUUUUAAUCCUUGUUUAAUUGGUUUUAUGUAAUCAAAUUGCCUGUAAAACUUUGAAUAAGCCACAGCUGAAAAAAAAAGUUGCGCUGUGUGUAAUGAAAGGGUUUAAUCCGAGUUUGAAUUUUUAAACCAAUUUACUGAGAUUAAAUUGAUUUUCAUUGAUACAGUAAUUUAUUAAAUUGCACCUUUACAGUGUCUAUGAGUAUUGUAGAUUAUUUUGUUUAUUGAAGAUUGUAUAUUAUAUCCUUAGGGCAUCAUACAAAGUACUGUUGUUAUCGUAAAUCUGGUCACAUGACAUAAAUGUACCAAUUUAUAUGUAAAAAAGUUUCUAAUUUGAGCCAAAAAUCAAUUUUAGCCCUGGACUGUUUUAUGUUUUUUAAUAUUUAUUUUAUUUUGUAUCUUUUUUGUAACUUGUAAAAGUCCAAAAAGAAAAUGUCCAUUAAUAAUCAAUUGCAUUCACCCUAAGUAGAAGUUGUGGUUUAGUAUUGCUGUCAUUGGUUUUUAAAGUUUAUAGUUUUGGAUAUUAAAGUCACUUCAAAAUACUUUAAAACAGCAAAUGAGCAAAUUGUUAUUUUAGUUUUAGCAAUAAAGCUAAAAAACAAAGUCAGAAAUCAUUUAUAUUCUGCUGUUUGGGCCCUCAAAGAUUAGACUGGAAGUUGUUUGUUUGGUUUUGUGCAUUAAGCCGCCUAUUGUUCUGACCUCUUCACCUGAAUUACAUAGAGUGGAUUCCA
This is a messenger RNA of Xiphophorus maculatus (southern platyfish), 3448 nucleotides long. It is a transcript of the gene gask1b, whose product is annotated as family with sequence similarity 198 member B. NCBI's taxonomy places the organism in Eukaryota, Metazoa, Chordata, Actinopteri, Cyprinodontiformes, Poeciliidae. The record is from RefSeq and is a predicted model, not a curated record. The transcript is spliced from 4 exons. Gene Ontology annotation, cellular component: Golgi apparatus. The coding region runs from base 1 to 1506 and encodes 501 amino acids.